AUGGAAUAUUUAAUUUUAGAAGAAAAAUAUAAAAAUCUUUUGAAUAAAUCUAAUUAUGAAAAAACAAUUCUUAAAAAAGAAACAGAAGCUCUUAAAAAAAAAUUAGAGAAUCUAGAAUAUGCUUAUGUGGAAAUAGAAAAUAAAAUAACUGAAAUUCAUAAAGAAAAAGAAAAAUUAGAAGAUAAUGUAAAUAAAAUAAAAAAAGAAAAUUUAAAUUUAAAAGAAGAAAUUUCUGCAUUAAAUGAAAGAAUAGAAGAUUUAAAAGAUUUAUCCAAGACAUAUAGAAAAAUGAUAAAAAGUAGAAAUAAAGAAUUGUUGCAAUCAGAAAUUCUAACAGCAGAAAAUAUUAAUUUAAGAAAUAAUAUAGAAGUUAUAAAUAGUGAAAAAUUAAAUUUAGAAUCAGAAUUAAAAAAAAAAAAAAAAAUUAUAAACAUCAUUAAGGAUAAAUAUAGAAAAAACAUAGGAAGUUUACUAGAUAAAUUCAAAGAAAAGGAUACACACAUUUAUGAGUUUCAAAGAUUUAUUGUUAAGGAAUUAAAUAAUUUAAAAACUGUCAUUUUAAGAGAAAACGAAAAUGUUUAUUGUAAUGAAAAUAAUAAUGAAAGCAUAACAAACAAGAAAUUUAUGAAUAUAAGCAUUCACUUGGAUAUACUAACAAAAAAAUUAGAAGAAAAAAUGGCAAUAUCACAAAUGGAAUAA
Molecule: messenger RNA, 699 nt
Organism: Plasmodium relictum
Lineage: Eukaryota; Apicomplexa; Aconoidasida; Haemosporida; Plasmodiidae
Product: conserved Plasmodium protein, unknown function
Exons: 8
Coding region: 1-699 (232 amino acids)
Source: RefSeq, a predicted model, not a curated record